Entrophospora sp. SA101 is the source of this 312-nucleotide messenger RNA. The record is from the annotation of a GenBank genome assembly. Lineage: Eukaryota; Fungi; Glomeromycota; Glomeromycetes; Entrophosporales; Entrophosporaceae.
CACCAUUAUCACCAUCUUCAUCACAAACAGAUUCAUACAAAUUUCAAAAUGAAUUAUGGAAACUUCAUAUAAUUUGUUUAUCAGAUAUUGUUCUAAACAGCAACAAAAAAGCAACAUGUUUUACAAUAGAAAUUAAUCAUGUUUUACAAGGAUAUAAGGAAUUAUUGAAUAGGAUAUUGCCAUUGAAAAUCACAAAAAAUCACCCUAAAGGUGAUUACAUACUUGAUAAAGGGGGUGCCUUUUGGUAUUUGCCUUAUCCACAAACUAAUGCUUCUAUUGAGAAUGUUAUAAAUGUUAUGUUGGACAAAUAUU